AUGGCGACUAAUGUUCAAAGAACGUCUUCCGCUUCACCGGCGCCGGAGAAACAUAAGGAGGCGAUUCAGUUCAUUGAGAAGAUGACGAGAAACACAGACAAAGUUCAGGCGAACGUUUUGGCUGAGAUACUCAGCCGGAAUGCCGACACAGAAUAUCUGGGGCUUUACAAUCUCAACGGAGCCACCGAUCGUGAAACAUUCAAGUCGAAGAUUCCAAUCGUCACUUACGACGACCUGCAACCUAUCAUUCAACGCAUCGCCGAUGGUGAUCGCUCUCCCAUUUUAUCAGCUCAUCCGAUUUCUGAAUUUCUCACCAGUUCUGGUACUUCUGCCGGUGAAAGAAAGCUCAUGCCGACGAUUCACGAAGAUUUGGAUCGACGUCAACUGCUUUACAGCCUUCUCAUGCCUGUAAUGAACUUGUACAUGCCAGGUUUAGACAAGGGAAAAGCUUUAUACUUUCUAUUCGUCAAAUCCGAAACAAAGACUCCGGGUGGGUUACUCGCCCGACCCGUUCUCACAAGCUACUACAAAAGUGACCAUUUCAAAACCCGACCCUUCGACCCGUAUAACGUCUACACCAGCCCAAACGAAGCAAUUCUUUGCCCCGAUUCCUUCCAAAGCAUGUACGCUCAGAUGCUUUGCGGUCUGUAUGACCGCAAAGAAGUGCUCCGUAUCGGAGCAAUAUUCGCCUCGAGUUUGCUCCGAGCCAUUCGGUUCCUUCAACUGAACUGGAAGGAACUCUGUCAUGAUAUCCGGACCGGAACUCUCAACGAGAGAGUAUCUGAUCCGGAUAUCAAACAGUGUAUGUCUCAGAUACUGAGACCCGAUUCGGAUCUAGCAGAUGUUAUUGAAUCCAAAUGCUCAAAGGAGAAUUGGGAAAGAAUUAUCGUUCGAAUUUGGCCUAAUGUGAAAUACCUAGAAGUAAUUGUGACCGGUGCAAUGGCUCAAUACAUUCCAACCCUAGAUUAUUAUAGUGGCGGGUUACCGAAAGUUUGCACAAUGUAUGCAUCUUCCGAAUGUUACUUCGGGAUUAACCUCAAUCCACUGUGUAAACCAUCGGAAGUUUCCUACACAAUUAUGCCAAACAUGGCAUACUUCGAGUUCAUACCCCACAAUCCACAUUCAGGGUCAACCAACAAUGUGGUUGACCUAGCGAAUGUGGAAAUAGGGAAGGAGUAUGAACUCGUGGUCACCACCCAUGCAGGUCUUUACAGAUACUGCGUGGGUGACAUACUGCGUGUCACCGGGUUUCACAACUCUGCACCGCAGUUCCAUUUCGUGAGACGAAAAGACGUGUUGUUAAGCAUCGAAUCCGAUAAGACUGACGAAUCCGAACUACAAUCCGCCAUUGAAAACGCGUCCAAAUUGUUGAAGAAGUUCAACACGAGUGUGGUUGAGUACACGAGCUAUGCGGAUACCGAAACAAUCCCGGGUCAUUAUGUGAUAUUUUGGGAGUUGUUAGUGAAGGAUCCAAUGAAUUACCCAAGGGAGGAGGUGAUGGAGCAGUGUUGCUUGGCUAUGGAGGAAUCAUUGAAUGCUGUGUACAGACAGGGUCGGGUUGAGUGCAAUUCAAUCGGGCCGUUGGAGAUCCGAGUGGUGAAAAACGGUACGUUUGAAGAGUUGAUGGAUUAUGCUAUAGCAAGAGGUGCAUCUAUUAACCAGUAUAAAGUGCCAAGGUGUGUAAGCUUCACACCUGUAAUGGAGUUGCUGAAUACGAGGGUGGUGGCCUCGUAUUUCAGUCCGAGUUUGCCGUUCUGGAGUCCUGAACGUCGCCGGUGA
This is a messenger RNA of Lactuca saligna, 1779 nucleotides long. The record is from the annotation of a GenBank genome assembly. NCBI's taxonomy places the organism in Eukaryota, Viridiplantae, Streptophyta, Magnoliopsida, Asterales, Asteraceae.